Molecule: messenger RNA, 948 nt
Organism: Hippopotamus amphibius kiboko
Lineage: Eukaryota; Metazoa; Chordata; Mammalia; Artiodactyla; Hippopotamidae
Exons: 1
Coding region: 141-938 (265 amino acids)
Source: RefSeq, a predicted model, not a curated record
GGGCCACAGCCCGGGCUGGGGGGAGCCGGGGUGCAAGGGGGCAGGCUGGAUAAGGCGGGACAGGAGCGGGCCGGAGCUCCGAGUGUCAACGAGGGAAAGGUUACGAGGAAAUUGAGGGUUGGGGUUAGAGCUGUCUGGGGAUGCCGCAGGGGGAGGGUUCUCACGCCUCACGGGGCGGGGCUCCGGGAGUCUGGGCGGGACGUGGAACGGAGAAGGGUGGGACUUCUGAGCUGGUGCCAGUGGAAGGCGGAGCUCCAGGGCUGGGGGCGGGGCUAGGGCUGGUGGGGGGCGGAGACUGGCCCUUGGAGGAGGAGCUGGAACAGGCGGAAGGCGGAGCCUCGGGUUUGGAGACCGAGGGGGAAGGAACCCAGGCGCUGGGGGCGGGGCUUCAGCCGGUGAGUGGCGUGGCUACGGUUCAGGAAAAGGGGUCUCGUUCUGUCGGGGGCGGGGCUAUAGGGCCGGGGGCGGAACCACGCCCUCUAAAGGGUGGGGCCAAGGAAUCCACCGAAGGGGUAGGAGCAGGUGAUGGCCCAGGGCGUCCACGCGGGGGCGGUCUCCGUGGUGGCCGUGCCUGGGGACGCGGUAGGCCGAGAACUCCCCCGGGAGAGGUGGUGUGGGUGGAGCGGGCUCGGCGGCCACCCGACACGGGGCCAGUCUGGGUGCCCCGCAGGCCCCCGAGGGCUCAGAGUUGGGGCGGCGCCCCAGGCGGAGGCACAGGGUCAGCCUGGGGGGUAUCCCCGGAGGACCGGGGCUCCCCGGAGCCACCCAGUGGCGACGUGUGGGUGCCUCGGGGCCGGCCCCCUGCGGCAGCCGCAGAGGUGUGGGUGUGCUGGGCGGGAGGCAACUGGGUAUGGCGUGAAUGGGAUCGCCCGGUUGGGGCAACUGCUGUGCAGCCAGAUAGGGUCUGGACUUUGCGGAAAGGGACGGGUGGGAAUUGAAGAGGAGAAC